Messenger RNA from Serendipita indica DSM 11827, 441 nucleotides. The record is from the annotation of a GenBank genome assembly. NCBI's taxonomy places the organism in Eukaryota, Fungi, Basidiomycota, Agaricomycetes, Sebacinales, Serendipitaceae.
AUGAGUUCCGGCUACGGCAUCAACGGCGGACAGAGUCGUUGCUUUCCUUUUUGGCAGGCCGUUGUCAAAUGCUAUGCUGAAACGGAUCGACCUGGGAAAUGCACACUAUUCAAAGAAGACUAUAACGAAUGUCUUCACCAUCGCAAAGCGCGCGCAAGAGAACAAGCCAUCAGACGCGAGUUUCAAAAGCUCCAAGCAGAAGGUGUCGCAGAGAUGAAGCGACAGGCAGAGAUUAACAAGUCGCUGGGAGCUGCUGGUGCCCUGAACGUCUCACUUCUUGAGCGUACAGUGGCCAAGGCCUCUACCGUCGGUGGAAAGUCUGGCGUGCCCAAGGAGUCGUAUGUACUCGAGGAAAAGGACGGCAAGUUUAUCUUGCAUCCUCGUAAAGAAGAGGCUCAGCGACCAGCUGCAAACCGGGUAGACUGGGGAGUUUUGCAAUAG